This is a messenger RNA of Hemibagrus wyckioides, 3064 nucleotides long. RefSeq names its product butyrophilin subfamily 1 member A1-like. The transcript has 8 exons. Gene Ontology annotation, molecular function: protein binding. The coding region runs from base 193 to 1617 and encodes 474 amino acids. The record is from RefSeq and is a predicted model, not a curated record. Lineage: Eukaryota; Metazoa; Chordata; Actinopteri; Siluriformes; Bagridae.
CAGACCUGAUACAGACCUCUGAGACAAAGGGUCUCUUUUAGCGUAUUUUACUAUUUUAGCGAUUUAUUGAGACAACUAAUUAUUAAGUAUUUUGAGUUUUGAGAUCAGAUGAAUUGUGCACCUAGUGUAAUUCGUAUAGUGCUAUUUAUCUUGUGAAACAGACUGGAGCGAUAAAGAUAAACUCUUUCAGGGAUGUUUUUGUGUGUGACUCUCCUGACUGUCCUAUACAACUUUAUGGAAUCUCAAUCAGAGCCACUACAGGUGAUUAGUCCAGAAGCUCCCCUUGUUGCAGCAGCUGGUGAAGAUCUGGUUCUGCCCUGUUUCAUCAAACCCAACACCAGUGCUGUGGACAUGACAGUGGAGUGGUUGAGACUAGAUGAAGAGGCUUCAUUAGUGCAUUAUUAUAAGAAUCACAGAGACAGAAAUGAAGACCAGGCUCAGUCCUACAGAGGAAGAACAUCACUGUUUAAAGAGGAGCUACAGAAAGGCAACGCUUCACUCAAACUCUCAGCUCUCCAAGUCUCUGAUGAAGGAGAAUAUAAGUGUCUCAUUGAGGACAAAUCCUGGUAUGAUGACAUCACUGUUCAUGUUAUUGUUGAGGUUCUGGGAAGCCGCCCAGUGAUCAGGAUGGAGAGUUAUGAUAACUCAGGAGGGAUUAAUCUAGUGUGUGAGUCCAGAGGCUGGAACCCUGAACCUGAGGCUGUUCUGUGGCUGGACAGAGAAGGAGUCACUCUGCCUGCUGAAGAUACACAGAUACACAGAGACACUGAGGGCUUCAGUGUUAAAAGAUGCAUCACUGUUUAUGACUCCAACAGGUUUUACUGUAGACUUCAACAAAAACAUCACAUGAUGGAGACAGAUAUUAUCAUUAAUAGUGAAGUCUUUGGUGUUUGUAAGAGGCCUGUCUACAUUGCAGUUUCAGCAUGUCUUGUUGCUGGAUUGCUAGUAACAUGUGUUUUUGGACUGAUACUAACUGCUUUUGGUUACAAGAAAGAACUUCAAAAACACAAGCAAAAUGCAGCCUCAGAGUUUCAAAUGCAGAAGCAAAGAGCAGAGCUUCUAAUGAAGAAGUUGUUUGCAGUGGAUGUGACUCUGGAUCCUGAUACAGCUCAUCCUCAACUCACUGUGUCUGCUGAUGGAAAAGAAGUGACACAUGGAGACACACAACAGGAUCUCCCUGAUACACCACAGAGAUUUAAUUAUCUCUGUGUUUUGGGAAAGCAGAGUUUCUCCUCAGGGAGAUUUUAUUUUGAGGUGCAGGUCAGAGGGAAAACUGAGUGGACAUUAGGAGUUGUAAGAGAGAACAUUAACAGGAAGGACAGGAUUCCACGGAGUCCUCAGACUGGAUUCUGGACUGUGGGACUAAGGAAUGAGAAUGAAUAUAAGGCUUAUGCUGCUCCUGAUGUCCCCCUCACACUGAGAGAGAAGGUGGAGGUGGUGGGGGUGUUUGUGGAUUAUGAGGAGGGUCUGGUCUCAUUUUAUGAUGUGAAGUCCAGCUCUCAUAUCUAUUCUUUCACUGGUCAGUCUUUCACUGAGAAAUUUUAUCCAUACUUUAGUCCUUGGUAUAGUGAAAAUGGUAAUUCAGCACCACUGAUCAUCUCUGCUGUUACUGAAUAAAUAUCUGAUUUAUAUUUGUUAACAUUUUGAACUGUUUUUUUCUCUAGAAAUUCUACAAAAACACAUGGAUGUUACUGGAUUAUUUAGAGUUUGUGUGCUGUUAAUCUGAUUCCUUUUAGAAACUAUGAAAGAAUGGAAGGAUUUAGAUGCCUCAUGAAGCUGAAUCAGAUGCAUCAGUCUGAUGCAAGCUGACAUCUUGGAAAGUGCUACUUUCUAGCUCUCACUUAAGUUGAAUGUGUUAACUAACAUUUUCCCCAGCACUAAGAAUCACCACUUAUUAUAGGUGAGGUUCUGACACUUUGGCAGGUGUAUAUUUCUUAAUGAGGUGAGUUUUCAGCUUAGGAUACUAUUUAGUGCUGUUUAUUUUCUCCUGAACAUGAUGUUUGUUCUUAGUGAGUGUUCUUUAUAUUUUGUACAUAUUCAGUAAGGUUUGUCUUGUGAUUGGAUGUGGGGAUGUGUAACGUCAUCAGUGGCAAUUCCACCACCUAACCACCGGAAACAUGAUUUGAACUGUGCAUGUGUGGAAAUGUGUCUACUUCCUGUCUGAAGUAUGACGAAAUGAUUUACGGCAGUUUAGAUUAUUUAUACUGUUGUUAUAAUACUAAUUAUAAUAUAAUGAGGAAGGCGACAGGAUGGCGCUGACAAUGCAAGUUGCUCCUCCAAAAUGCAUAACUAUACGGAUUAUCUAGUUUCUUUAAGUGCAUUGGAAUGCUUAAGUAAACUCUAAGUAAAAUUUCACUUAAAAAACCUUAAAAGAGAAAACAAAUUUUCAUUUCAUUUCAAUGUGUGGCAUAAAUGGAAAGCAAAAGAAAGGUCUUCAGAAACUUUUGAACCACUCGUACCCUGCAGUAUCUAACACAACAAGAGGUUCUUCAAAAGAACUUGGCAGAUUGUGUACAUCUCUCCCUGGAACACCAUCAAAUAGCCCAGCAUCAAAGAAAUCUAAAGCUGAUCUCUCAUUACAUGAGCUACAAGAGAACAUCAUCACUGCCCUCAACAAGAGAACUGACUCCCUUGAAGAAAUGAUUAAAAUAAAUUCAAACACCAUUGGAGAGUUGAAAUCAUCCCUCCUAUUUCUCAACACAGAAAUUGUGGAUUUGUAAAAAUCUAAAGUCAAACUAACAGCCAAAAUUACAGAACAAGCAAGAGCUAUAUCUCAGUUGGAAAACAGAAUUGUUGAUGCUGAUCCACCCCCAUGCUUCACUCUGGGCAUGCAACAGUCUGGGUGGUACGCUUCUUUGGGGCUUCUCCACACCGUAACUCUCCCGGAUGUGGAAAAGACAGUGAAGGUGGACUCAUCAGAGAACAAUACAUGUUUCACAUUGUCCACAGCCCAAGAUUUUCGCUGCUGGCACCAUUGAAACCGACGUUUGGCAUUGGCACGAGUGACCAAAGGUUUGGCUAUAGCAGCCCGGCCAUGUACAUUGACCCUGUGGAGCUCCCGAUG